AUGGACUACGUUUUCAUCAACGUCAAGAAGCCAAGGGACGCCCUCGAGCGCGCGAAAGAACGCGAAUUCCGUUCGCAUGUGACACGCCAGCAAUGGAAGCGAUCUGGUCCCCGAAAGAAAGCCAUAUUAGCUACAGAAGAAAACGGCACUCGAGAUCAGGUUGACCCCGGUUCUUCUUCCGACCACUACACAAUCUGCAUAUCACCUACAAUAGGUGGACUCCGUGUGGACCCUUUCCAAUCGUAUCCUAUCCCAAGUCGACCUUGGACCGCGAAGCUUGUCGAUCACUACUUGGUACACAUGGCCGUUGAUAUUCCAGAACUUGACCAGCCUGGGAACCAUGGUCUCUUGAGAACCAGUUGGUUUCCAUUAGUGAUGACCGAGCCAGCUUUGUUUUGGGUUGUGAUGCUUCUUGCUGCAUCGCAUUAUGCCUCUCUCCAGGCACAUCCUGGGAGCUUAAGAAUAGACCUCCUCGAUCUCCGGUGUCAAGCUAUAUCUUCCAUCAACCAGCGUUUGGAAGACCCGCGACCCGAGGAUAUAGACGAUGCUUUGAUAGGGGCUAUAGCAAAAAUGGCAAGCUAUGAAGCCAUGUUCGGCAGUUUUGAAAACUACAAUGUUCACAUGCAAGGUCUUGUGCGAGCCAUCAGUUUACGAGGCGGGUUCGCAACAUUAGGCCUAGACGGCUUGCUGUAUCGAAUCGUGGUUUGGGUUGACCGCAACGCGGCAUUUUUGCAUGGAUCUGGAACCUACUACUUUCCGGGGGCUACCUUCGUACCGGAUGGAAGUUUACCGGACCCGAAUCCUGGCCAUUUCCUCGGAAGCUCAUGA
Messenger RNA from Aspergillus udagawae, 828 nucleotides. RefSeq lists its product as uncharacterized. The record is from RefSeq and is a predicted model, not a curated record. Lineage: Eukaryota; Fungi; Ascomycota; Eurotiomycetes; Eurotiales; Aspergillaceae. The transcript has 2 exons. Bases 1 to 828 code for a protein of 275 amino acids.